Molecule: messenger RNA, 2688 nt
Organism: Closterium sp. Naga37s-1
Lineage: Eukaryota; Viridiplantae; Streptophyta; Zygnematophyceae; Desmidiales; Closteriaceae
Source: the annotation of a GenBank genome assembly
AUGCCUCACCUAGUCGAAGCCGUCGGGAGGGCUUCGCCGAACCUUCCAAUCGACGCUCCGGCGGUGGUCGGAACCGCCGGUGAGACCGCAACGGCCCCGCCGUCCCCGCCGCAUUUCGCGGAUCUUUACACCUCCCCGCAAGCCUUCUCCGAGUCGCCGUCAAUGUCGGACUUUUCCCAAGACUCGCCCGCGCCAAACCUUCCCCGCGGCCCCCACAAGUCGGACUUUCCGCAGACCCCUCCCGCGAUGUGCUCAGACCCGGCGCGGUUAAGCCGCGGCGGACUGCGCCGACACCGCCGCGUCGCAUCGUCCCCGCAAUCCGGCCCGUCAGAGUUGGAAGGAAGUCUCGACGGCAACGCGGAGCGAGAAGGAACGCAGCGCAUCGUAACGCCCAAGAUCGAUGGUCGAAAUGCCGUGCGGUCCCGCCACAACCGCCGUUCCACCGUCGGCGGCGAGGCCGGCAGCGGAAGCACCGAGACGGGCAGCAGCGGGGGAAACGGCGGGCAUUGCGGCGACUUGUACGGCAGACAAGAGCUGGUACGCCUGGUCCCAGCGGGCCAAAUCACAGCCGUCUCGGGGUUUUCGCCCAAGUCUCCCUCGGUUGUGUCACUCUCGAGAAAGUCACCGCUGCCCAAGUCACCUUCGUCUCAGCCCUUGCCUCGGCCCGGGGCAUCGCCGCCGCGUCGCACUUCCUAUUCGAGCGACGCCAUCCCGCUACAACGCGGCGGCUGUAGCGCGGAAAUGCCGCUACAGCCGCCGGAGGGAGGACUACUCCGCGGAGUACCGCGCGGGUCGUCGUAUGGGGCGUCGUGCGGGUCGUCGCCGGGGGCGAACAGCCCCGGCAUCAACAUCCAGCGGAGCCCCUUCAGCGCGGCUGGAUUCCGCUCGCCGCGCGAUGAUGACGCGACGGCGUGUGCGGCGGAGCUAUCUUCCACUCCCUGCGAGGGUGUCGCGCGGGCCCCUCCGCGAUCCCCGGCGGUCGGCAGGCUCGCGGCAGCUCGAGCGUGGAAUAAGAUGAUGGCGAUGCCGCCGUUGAGCACGGAGCUGUCAGCGCCGCCGGCGGAGCUGCCAUCGCCUUCUCCGCGCGGCGUUUCUACUACUGUGCGCUGGGAGCUGCUGAACGCCGCGGGCGGCCUCAGCGGAAGCUCCGCGGAGGCGGAUCUCGCAGCUUUGUCCCCGAACCCCGGAGCGGAAGCUCCGCGGGCGGCUCUUCGCGCUGCUCCCGCUCGCGCUACUCCCGCUCGCGCUAUUCCCGUCUCCCGCCUGCGCCGCGGACGCGUGUCCUCCUGCUCCUCUCUCCCCGUCUCCGCCGACCUAACUUCCGCGCUCCCCUCUUCUCCGCUUUCUACUUCCCCGCUUUCCCCGUCCCCGCUUUCUCCCCUUUCCGCCGCCUCUGCGCGUGUCCUCCCCGCGGCCUCCGCGAAACCCGCUCCCGCGGAAAGCCCGUCGUGGAGAGACCGUUCAGGUGCGCAAGGUAAGGAGCGUGCUCAAGAUUCGCUUGCCGUUGCCGCGCAGCGGCAGCAGCAGCAGCAGCAGAAGCAGAAGCAGCAGCAGCAGCAGCGGCAGCUUGUGGGGGCCUCUAAACGAGAUCGCGUGAAGCAGCUGCGCGUUUUGGGGAAGCACGGAAGCUUCGAGCAACUCUCGGGAUUCUUUUCCAAUGUGCUCUCCCUUUCCCGGGGCAGCAGCGGGGAUGGCUCCACCAAUAGCGGAUGCAGCAGCCCCUGCCCGAGCAAUCCGGGCAGCUUGCUGGAAAAAAUAUCUGCGGGGGGGAAAAGUGCCAAGCCCACGGAUUUCGUGCUCAGGAUGCCCUACGAGGAUAUCAAGGCUCGAUAUUCGCUAGGGAAGAAGGAGAUUGGUGAGGGCAGGUUCGGUUCCAUCCGAACCUGCCUAGAACGGAGCUCCGGCAACUUCUACGCCUGCAAGACAAUUUCCAAGAAGAUUAUUGAGACCCACGAGGAAGCAGAGGACGUACGGCGUGAGGUGCUGUUCCUUGCAACGCUGAAAGGCCACCCCUACAUCGUCACACUCAAGGAAGCACUAGAGGACAAAACGGCCAUCCACCUCAUCAUGGAGCUCUGUCCGGGCGGCGACCUCUUCGAGAGAAUCAAGUCCCGCGCCCAACUCACCGAACCCGAAGCAGCUUCAAUCCUUCGGCAGCUGCUAGAAGCCCUGAUCCACUCCCACUCCUUGGGAAUCCUCCACCGUGACGUGAAGCCCGAAAACAUCCUCCUUUGUAGCCCCUCCAGCUGCUCUUCUAUAAAGCUCAUCGAUUUCGGAGUUGCUACAGUGCUGCCGGAGGGUGCACUCUGCAACGAGGCUGCUGGAACUCCGGAAUAUAUGGCACCUGAAGUGUAUGAUGAGAAAUACGGAUUUGGCGCCGAUGUAUGGGGUGCCGGGGUUUCACUCUAUGUGAUGCUUUCGGGGAUUCCGCCCUUUUGGGAGUCGACCAAUCAGAGUUUGGAGCAGGCCAUAAGGAGCAAGAAGGUUUCUUUCAAGCACUGGAAGUGGGCGGACGUGUCGGGGGAAGCGAAGGAGCUUAUAACGAGGAUGCUGGAGAAAGACCCGAGCAAGCGCAUCACUGCCCAGGAGGCUCUAGCUGCUGCUGGUGUUCUCCCUUCUGCUGCCGAUGGUGUCUUUUUUCUUUUUUCUUUUUGUGGGUGGCUGGCUGCCCACCUGGACCCACAGUAA